AUGCCUAACACCGUAGAUGAGUGGGAUUUGGUGCCGUUUGAAUUGAACGAAUAUUUUGAGGCACUGAGUACUGUCGUCACGGGAAUUGCGCCGACACUGAUGGUCGCUAAAAUCAGUCUUUCUUCUUCGCCCAACGCACAUGCAUCGACAACUCACCAGAUAUCUGGUCUACAAUUCCAAUCGAAUCUGUACCCAGCCGAAAAUGAAAGCGAGAAGGAUGACGUCUGA
Molecule: messenger RNA, 228 nt
Organism: Psilocybe cubensis
Lineage: Eukaryota; Fungi; Basidiomycota; Agaricomycetes; Agaricales; Agrocybaceae
Exons: 2
Coding region: 1-228 (75 amino acids)
Source: RefSeq, a predicted model, not a curated record